CCAGCCCGCCGCCGUCCGCCGUCCGCCGCGGAGCGCGCGCCGGGCCGGGCCGGGCCGCCGGGCCUGUGCCGCCGCCGCGCCGACCAUGUCGGCGGCCAAGGAGAACCCGUGUAGGAAAUUCCAGGCCAACAUCUUCAACAAGAGCAAGUGUCAGAACUGCUUUAAGCCCCGCGAGUCGCAUCUACUCAACGACGAGGACUUGACGCAGGCAAAACCUAUUUAUGGUGGCUGGCUGCUCCUGGCUCCAGAUGGGACUGACUUUGACAACCCAGUACAUCGGUCUCGGAAAUGGCAGCGGCGGUUCUUCAUCCUCUACGAGCAUGGCCUCCUGCGCUACGCCCUGGACGAGAUGCCCACAACCCUGCCUCAGGGCACCAUCAACAUGAACCAGUGCACAGAUGUGGUGGAUGGGGAGGCCCGGACAGGCCAGAAGUUCUCCCUGUGCAUCCUGACCCCUGAGAAGGAGCAUUUCAUCCGGGCAGAGACCAAGGAGAUCAUCAGCGGAUGGCUAGAGAUGCUCAUGGUCUAUCCCAGGACCAAUAAGCAGAACCAAAAGAAGAAGCGGAAGGUGGAGCCUCCCACACCACAGGAACCAGGGCCGGCCAAGAUGGCUGUCACCAGCAGCAGCAGCAGCAGCAGCAGCAGCAGCAGCAUCCCCAGUGCUGAGAAAGUCCCCACCACCAAGUCUACACUCUGGCAGGAAGAAAUGAGGGCCAAGGACCAGCCCGACGGGAGCAGCCUGAGUCCAGCUCAGAGUCCCAGCCAGAGCCAGCCUCCCGCUGCCAGCACACUGAGGGAACCUGGGCUGGAGAGCAAAGACGAGGAGAGCGCCAUGAGCAGCGACCGCAUGGACUGUGGCCGCAAAGUCCGGGUAGAGAGUGGCUACUUCUCCCUGGAGAAGACCAAGCAGGACUUGAAGGCUGAGGAGCAGCAGCUGCCCCCGCCGCUCUCCCCUCCCAGCCCCAGCACCCCCAACAACAGGUAUAGUGGCCCCGGACCGCCCUCCCAGGAGCUUGGUCAUCCCCUUCCUUCCCCAGGUUCUCGACCCCCCGGCCGAAUUGUCUGCGGCAGCUCCCGUGGCUCCCUGGACGUGGCCAGCCGGCCCCCCGCCCACACGGACUCCAGCAGCGCUGGGGGGCGGGGAGCAGAGAGACUGGGGCGCACCUUUGCCUUUAAAGCCAGCAGGCAGUAUGCCGCCCUGGCCGACGUCCCUAAGGCCGUCAGGAUCAGCCACCGAGAAGCCUUCCAAGUGGAGAGAAGGCGGCUGGAGCGUAGGACUCGGGCCCGGAGCCCUGGCAGGGAAGAGGUGGCCCGUCUGUUUGGCAACGAGCGGAGGAGGUCCCAGGUCAUUGAGAAAUUUGAGGCCUUGGACAUUGAGAAGGCAGAGCACAUGGAGACUAACUCGACAGCCGGGCCCUCGCCAUCAAGUGACACUCGCCAGGGCCGCAGUGAGAAGAGGGCGUUUCCCAGGAAACGGGACCUCCCCAGCGAAGCCCCCACAGCUCCUCUCCCGGACACCUCGGCCUCCCCCCUGUCUCCACACCGAAGAGCCAAGUCACUGGACAGGAGGUCCACGGAGUCCUCCCUGACGCCUGACCUGCUGAACUUCAAGAAAGGCUGGCUGACCAAGCAGUAUGAGGACGGCCAGUGGAAGAAGCACUGGUUUGUCCUUGCUGAUCAAAGCCUAAGAUACUACAGGGAUUCGGUGGCUGAGGAGGCUGCUGACCUGGACGGGGAAAUUGACUUAUCCACGUGUUAUGAUGUCACGGAGUAUCCAGUCCAGAGAAACUACGGCUUUCAGAUACAUACAAAGGAGGGCGAAUUCACGCUCUCUGCUAUGACAUCUGGAAUCCGGCGGAAUUGGAUCCAGACCAUCAUGAAGCACGUCCACCCGACCUCUGCCCCGGACGUGACGAGCUCAUUGCCAGAGGAGAAGAACCGGAGCAGCUCCUCCUUUGAGACCUGCCCAAGGCCGAGUGAGAAGCCAGAGGUGGAGCGUGGAGAGCCAGACCCCGAGCAGAAGCGGAGCCGGGCUCGUGAGCGGAGGCGGGAGGGGCGCUCUAAGACCUUUGACUGGGCCGAGUUCCGCCCUAUCCAGCAGGCCCUGGCCCAGGAGAGGGCCAGCGCCACUGGGGCCUCUGACGCCCACCCCGAGGCUGAGGCCGGUGAGCUGGAGCGGGAGCGUGCACGGCGGCGGGAAGAACGCCGUAAGCGCUUUGGAAUGCUCGAUACUGUGGACGGGCCGGGCACUGAUGACACGGCCCUGCGGAUGGAGGUCGACCGGAGCCCAGGGCUGCCUAUGACCACCGACCUCAAGACCCAGAACGUCCAUGUGGAAAUUGAGCAGCGGUGGCAUCAGGUGGAGACCACUCCUCUCCGGGAAGAAAAGCAGGUGCCCAUUGCCCCCCUGCACCUGUCCUCCUCCGAGGAUGGAAGUGACCGGCUCUCCACCCACGAGCUGACGUCUCUACUGGAGAAGGAGUUGGAGCAGAGCCAGAAGGAGGCCUCGGACCUUCUGGAGCAGAACCGGCUCCUGCAGGACCAGCUGAGGGUGGCUCUGGGCCGGGAACAGAGCGCCCGGGAGGGCUACGUGCUGCAGACUGAAGUGGCCACCUCCCCAUCCGGUGCCUGGCAGAGGCUCCAUAGAGUCAACCAGGAUCUCCAAAGCGAGCUGGAGGCCCAGUGCCAGCGCCAGGAGCUGGUCACGCAGCAGAUCCAGUCCCUGAAGCGCAGCUACGGGGAGGCCAAGGACGCGAUCCGGCACCACGAGGCCGAGAUCCGGAGCCUCCAGGCGAGGCUCAGCAACGCCGCCGCCGAGCUCGCCAUCAAGGAGCAGGCGCUGGCCAAGCUCAAGGGCGACCUGAAGCUGGAGAAGGACAAGGUCCGCGAGCAGCUGGAGGAGCGGCAGCACAGCGAGGCCGCGCUCAGCGCUCAGCUGCAGGCUAGCGAGCAGAAGCUCAAGGGCGCCGAGGCCCUGCUGCUGGAGAAGACGCAGGAGCUGCGCGACCUGGAGCUGCAGCAGGCGCUGCAGCGCGACCGGCAGAGGGAGGCGCAGCGGCUGCAGGGGCGCAUCGCCGACCUCAGCCAGCAGCUGAGCGCCAGCGAGCAGGCCCAGAGGCUGAUGGAGGAAAAGCUGCAGAGCAACUACGAGGCGCUGCUGGAGAGCUGCGAGAAGGAGAAGCAGGCGCUGCUGCAGAACCUGAAGGAGGUGGAGGACAAGGCCCGCGCCUACGAGGACCAGCUGCAGGACCACGAGCAGCAGGUGGAGGUCCUCCAGAAGGAGAAGCUGAGCGCCAAGUUCGAGGGCAGCGAGGUGGUACGCCAGCUGGAGGAGCGCCUGGAGAUGAAGGAGGCCAGCAUCCACAAGCUGGCCGAGCACGUCCAGAGCCUCAGGGACGAGCGGGACCUGAUCAGGCAGCGCUUCCAGGAGCUGAUGGACCGCGUCUCCCUGUCUGACGGGGACGUCGCCGAGCUCCAGGAGAAGCUGAGGGGAAGGGAGGCCGACUGCCAGAGCCUGGAGCACUCCUACAGGAGGGUGGCCGGCCAACUCCAGAGCAUGCACACUCUGCUGAAAGAAAAGGAGGAGGAGCUGAAACACAUCAAGGAGAUGCACGAGAAGGUUCUGGAAAAGAAAGAUCAGGACCUCAAUGAGGCUUUGGUUAAAAUGGUCGCCUUGGGGAGCAGCUUGGAGGAGACAGAAAUGAAGCUCCAGGCAAAGGAAGAGAUAUUAAGGAAGUUUGUGAAGGAGUCCUCAGAAGACGCGGAGGAGCCGCGGAGCUGCCCGGAAGAGGCGGAGGACGGCAUCGUGCUGUCGGGCCCACGACCCCAAGCCGCCGUCGCGCCUCCAGCCUUCCCACAUCCGAGGCUCGAGGAUGAGGAUCCGGGGGCUGUCCCAGGGGAGGAGCGUGGUGACAGCAGCCCCAGGAGAGAAGAGAGUCCGGGGACCCUGAAGUCGGAGGUGCCCGACAGGGAGGGGCCCCCUCAGAGCACGACAAAACCCGACCAGGGAGUACCUGGCGUUAAAAGGCAAAGAAUCCGGUUCUCCACGAUCCAGUGCCAAAAAUACACGCACCCAGAUGGGUCCGAGAAGACCUGGACCAGCAGCACGUCCUCCGACACCAGCCAGGACCGGUCCCCCUCGGAAGAGAGCAUGUCGUCAGAGGCCACCCCCAGCUCCCUGCCCGCGGCCAGCGACUCCGACACCUAUCUCUCCAUAAUACACUCCCUGGAGACCAAGCUCUACAUCACGGAGGAGAAGCUCAAAGACGUGACGGUUAAGCUGGAGAGCCAGCAGGGCCAGAGCCAGGAGGCCCUGCUCGCCUUGCACCAGCAGUGGGCCGGCACCGAGGCGCGGCUCCGCGAGCAGCUCCGCGCCAGCCUGCUCCAGGUCGGAGCGCUGGCCUCCCAGCUGGAGCAGGAAAGACAGGCGAGGGCGAAGAUGGUCGAAAAUCACGUCGGGGAGCUGGGCGACUUCCAGGUAAAGAACAGCCAGGCUCUGGCUUGCUUAGAAAACUGCCGAGAGCAGCUGCGAUCCCUGCCGGUGGCCAGCCAGGAGGAAACACAGGACGCGGGAGCGGGCCCCCUGGUCGGCGUGGAGCACGCACCGGGCAGCAGCGUCCAGGCCGGGAGCCGCUGGCCAGCGCCUGCAGACAGCGGGGCGCAGGCCCAGCCAGAGGAAGGGGCUUUCUCGGAGGUGGGGAAAGCGACUUCACAGCCACUGCCCCGGCCUGAACUGAGUGAGCAGGAGCAGCUGAAACUCCUUUCUGACCAGAUAGCCCUGGAAGCCUCACUGAUCAACCAGAUAGCAGACUCUUUACAAAACACAACAUCGGAUAUCUCGCGUGUUCUGCACGAGAUUUCUCAGUCAGGAAAGUCGCCACUGGAACCUGAAAGUGCUGCUGUCUGUCCUGGGGCCCCAGCGGACACCUGGGCUAAGAAGGUGCUGGUGGAUGGCGAGUUCUGGAGCCAGGUGGAGUCCCUGAGUAAGCACCUGGGAACGCUGGGAGGAGAGGCGGCCGGUGCAGCAGGAGGCGGGCAGCAGAGCGUCCCGCAAGCCCUGGUCCCCGCCCUGGCAGACGCCACGUGGGUCAGGGCAGAGCUCAGCUUCGCCCUGCAGUCGGUGAGGGAGUCAUUCCACCGCCGGUUGCAGAGCAUCCAGGAGACCCUCCAGGGGACCCAGAUGGCGCUGCAGCAGCACAAGCGCGCGCUCGGGGACAUCCUGGGGGCCUACCGAACCCCCGACUUUGAGAGAGUGAUGCAGCAGGUCUCCGAAGCCCUCCAGCUUCCCGCAGCCAUUGAAGAUGGCAUGCAGGCAUCCUGGGACUUGAGCCCGUUGGGAGAAGUGCUGAGUCCUCAAGAAGGAGCCGGCUUCCAGGAGCCCUUCUACUUGUCCACCCAGAGCUCCGGGGCCCUUGUUGCCAUUCAGGAGGAGCUCGCCCUGCAGCUUAAAGAUAAGGCCAGCCUCUUAGGGGAGAUAUCUGCCGCUUUAACCUCGCUUCCCCCAGUGGAAUCAGUAAGAGAUUGCCAGAAGCUUCUCCAGGCAUCCCAGAAUCUGUCCUGUAACACUUACUUGGGAGGCCUCGGUCAGUAUUCUUCGUUAUUAGUUCAGGACGCAAUCAUUCAGGCUCAGGUGUGUUAUGCAGCCUGCAGAAUCCGGCUGGAGUAUGAAAAGGAGCUCCGGGGCUACAAGGCGUCCUGGCAGAGCAGGGGCACCUCCUGUCAGGAGCACGAGCAAGCGGUCGGGGCCCUGAGGGAGGAGUACGAGGGACUUCUCCGGAAGCAAAAGAGCGAGUACCUGGAAGUGAUUGCCAUCAUCGAAAGGGAGAACGCAGAGCUCAAGGCCAAGGUCGCCCAGCUGGACCAUCAGCAGAGAUGUCUGGAAGAAGCAGAAAGCAAACACGGCGAGAACAUGUGUGCCCUGCGAGGGAGGUACGAGGAGGAGAUCCGGUGUGUGGUGGAGCAGUUGAACAGGGCGGGGGACACGCUGCAGGCCGAGCACAGCAGAGUCCUGAGUCAGCUGGACGCCUCGGUCAGGGACCGGCGGGACCUGGAGAGGCACCACGUGGAGCAGAUGCAGAGCCUGGAGGACAAGUUCCAGCUCAAGAUCAAAGAGCUGCAGACCAUCCACGAGGAGGAGCUGAGGACCCUGCAGGAGCACUACGCCCAGAGCCUCCGCUGCCUGCAGGAGGCCCUGCACCACUACCAGGGGCGGCCCCCCGAAGCCCUGCCGGCCCCCGGCCCCCCGGGGGGCCCUCGGCAGCCCCCCUCCUCCAGCUGGCCCGCAGACCGGCCCCGGGACGCUCCGCAGCCAACCGGGGGAGAAGCUGACUCCAUGACGGGGCUGAGAGAGCGCAUCCAGGAGCUCGAGGCCCAGAUGGACAUCAUGCGGGAGGAGCUGGAGCACAAGGACCUGGAGGGCAACGCGGCCACGCUGCGGGAGAAGUACCAGAAAGACUUUGAGAACCUUAAGGCUACGUGCGAGCGAGGGUUUGCUGCGAUGGAAGAAACGCACCAGAAGAAGAUCGAGGACCUGCAGAGGCAGCACCAACGGGAGCUGGAGAAGCUGCGAGAGGAGAAGGACCGCCUGCUGGCUGAGGAGACGGCGGCCACCAUCUCAGCCAUCGAAGCCAUGAAGAACGCCCACCGGGAGGAGAUGGAACGCGAGCUGGAGAAGAGCCAGCGGUCCCAGAUCAGCAGUAUCAACUCGGACAUCGAGGCCCUACGACGGCAGUACCUGGAGGAGCUGCAGUCCGUGCAGCGGGAGCUGGAGGUGCUCUCGGAGCAGUACUCGCAGAAGUGUCUGGAGAACGCCCACCUGGCCCAGGCGCUGGAGGCCGAGCGCCAGGCCCUGCGGCAGUGCCAGCGUGAGAACCAGGAGCUCAACGCCCACAACCAGGAGCUGAACAACCGCCUGGCUGCAGAGAUCUCACGGUUACGGACGCUGCUGACCGGGGAUGCCGGCGGAGAGGCCGCUGGCUCACCUCUCACGCAGGGCAAGGAUGCCUAUGAGUUAGAGGUCUUAUUGCGGGUCAAGGAGUCAGAAAUACAGUACCUGAAACAGGAGAUCAGCUCUCUCAAGGACGAGCUACAGACAGCAUUGCGGGACAAGAAGUAUGCUAGUGACAAGUACAAGGACAUCUACACAGAGCUCAGCAUCGUGAGAGCAAAGGCCGACUGUGACAUCAGCAGGUUGAAAGAGCAGCUGAAAGCAGCAACGGAAGCACUGGGUGAAAAAUCCCCUGAAAACACCCCUGUGUCCGGAUAUGAUAUAAUGAAAUCUAAAAGCAACCCUGACUUCUUAAAGAAAGACAGAUCCUGUGUCAGCCGGCAACUCAGAAACAUCAGGUCCAAGUCCGUAAUUGAGCAGGUCUCAUGGGAUAACUGAAACGAGCCCGCUUCCAGGUCCCCUGUCAUGUAGAGUCUGAAGGAAGGCCUGACCGUGCAAGAACGCUUGAAGCUCUUUGAAUCCAGGGACUUGAAGAAAGACUAGCUGUGUCCCGUUCAACUUGAACACACACCCCUUCCGGCUCGCGGCAGCACUACCCACGUGCCGCUUCUUGUCUGUACCUUUAUUUUUUAUUAUUAUUAUUGUUGUCGUUACCGUUGUCAUCAUUAACUGUGGGUAUGGAUGCAUGAGAGACUGGUUUAUGGGUUGUUCACAUCGUUCCCCGCUGUGUUGAUUCCCAGUUCCCGUGUCCUCGUCAAAGCUUCGUUCCCACAGUACCCAGAAACCCGCCAGGCAGCGAGGGCCAGGAGGGCUGUCCGCUCCCGGCCAGGUCUGCACAGAGCCCCCUCCCGCCGCAGCCACCGCACUCACCGUCAGUAUUAAGGCCCAGCAGUCUGUCGAUAAGCUAGCUCGUCCUGCCGAGUGCACUGUGCGGAGUCGGGGCCCGGGCAGUUCUCGCUCUGCCACGUCUGGGUCACUUGGAGAGAGCAGGGCGUCAGGUGGCGGCACUGACAACUCACUAGCCUUCGGGAGAAGCUGGGAGAGCAGGUCGGGGGGCACGGUUCACAACCCCCGGUCACCACCUUUGGCGUGGGAGAAGGACGGCGUUUUGUAUGGGUCCCACUAAUUCAGCUUAGAGCCGCACCGCAGAUAAUCGCGGGAAACCUUUCACAACCUGGAGAAUGUCGAAAGCAGCCAUUCCUAUUUUUGUUUGUUUUUUAUUAAAUCUUGCACAAAACCCCGGCCCCUCGCAUUCCUUCCUACGCUCGCUCCUUUGUUGGUCACCAGUAGCCCUGGUCUCUUCCUAACAACUUAAGAGUGUUGACCUGUGGCCUGGGCUGCAGACCGUGCUUACAAAGCCUGAUGAAUUCCCUCGGGGAAUCAGUCAAGGGGAAAGACUGUUCCAGUCUUUAACCUUUCUGAAAGAAACCUCCACAUUGCUUUUGAGAAGGCUGAGUGAAGACCCCUAUGUUAAGUCAAAAAGAAAGUGCAGAGGAUGUCGGAAUCAGAUGAAAACUGCCACUGUUGUUUUUAACUCUACUCUGAGCUCUGAAAGGUUCUCGCGCAGCAUUCAGAGAGCCUAAGGUAAACCUGUGCUAGCAAUGUUGCUUUUUCUAACAGAGUGAGACCUCUUUACCUGCCAUGAAACACGACAGCAGUUCUCGAAAACCUCUCACGCUGGGGUGUCCGUCCCGACGCCCGGAAAACCAUUAAUCCUGUUGAGACGAGGACUGUAAACAAAGCCCCGCCGAGUGGGAAGCCGUUAGCGGCUCCAGAGCGGCCGGAAGUGGUGCAAUAGUGUCGGGAGGAGCUCGUUCUGGUCUCGCCGCCUCUGUCUCCCGUUGAUUUUACUGCCAAGAGCACACUUUCACUCUGUCGAUGCUUCCGUUAGGUGGGGAGUCUGGGUACGUGGGUACUUUGGGGGUAGAAACAUGGAAAUCACCUUGCUCAGUCUCUAGAUUCGGUUAACAAGGUCAUCCAGGGAAAGCCCUGGAAGGGCCAGGCAGGAGGGCCUGGGGCGUGCUGUCUUCUAGUGGGAAUAAACUCCGAGCCGUCCACUGGCAUCGAGGCUCUUCUGUGCACCAACCUCCAGAGUCUUAACCCACACCUGUCACUCCUUUGCUCCUAUUCCAUGUUUUUAAAGGCAAGAGAAUGUUAGGUCCGGGUUUUCCAUGCUACUCACCAGACACCACUCCCCGCACUACCCCCGGUGUAGACUGGCAGCAUUUGUAGGAAGGACCACGGUUUUGUGCGUGUGCCACUCAGCACGGGAUGCUCCGGAUCCCGUGGUCCGUUCUUUGGGCUCUAGAACGCUAUUUAACACGUAUGUCCUCCAGGGCAGAGAGUGAGGUGAUGGUCGGCAGGAUCUGAUGGGGCAGGGGCCUUGUUGCCUGGUCCCUGCACAGACCAUCUCAGCACCACGGUUUCACGUCACUCCUUCGGAGAACUCCCCUCUACCAGAGUUUCCUUAGUGAGUGUCCCUGCUGCCUCUGGGGACUCUAGCCCUUCUCCAGGCAGCCCCCUGCCUCCAGCCCUCUCUGGCUUCUGGUUUCCUGGCAGGGUCCCUGCAUGAAAUCCAGCCCCACCUGCCUUCGGACCGUGCCGAGGGUCCGAAACCUGCAGUACUUUAAAUAGGUCAGAGCACUUUACGCACCUGUGUUCAUCACUUAGCCCUUGAGGUCGCACCUCGGGAGUCCUGGGAACAGCAGUAUGCGGAGGUGGAAGGCAGAGACCAAGAAAGACAGAUCUGUCACCACAGCCUCUGAGGGCUCCGCCUCCUCGCCCCAGAGACCACAGAACUCGCUCCCCUGGGCUGCUUCAGUCUGGGCGUUACCAGGAACGGGCUACAAACCAGGGCGCCCUGGCUUCUCUCCAACAAAAGGCUGCUCCUGCUGCAGCCUCUAGAAAAGGCCCCGAGCCUAGCCUGGUCUUGCUGAGCGUCGCAUAGUGACGGCUAUGGCCUAGAACCCGAUCUGAGCCACCUGCUGAUAAGCCGGUCCUCCGGCUGGAGAGAGCAGACAGAACAGAAUAAAGGGUGCUUCACUUUACCACCUCUGUGUUGCACCCCAAUCCCGCUGUGCAUGGUCUCCGUAGAGCACCCAGAACCCCGAGGAGGUUUUAGCCACCAAGUUCCUGAGAGAAGAAAGAAUAAAGCUGUGGGGGUGGAGUUGCUUUCUGUGCCGGUGGAGAAGGGUCCUUCGGUGGAUGGGGUAGUGUAGGUGAUUGUGAACUUGGGGUGCUCCCACUGCUCCUGGUGCCGACCGGGCAGUGGGGGCGUCUCCACUUCCCAGUGGAAGAUGAGCACGUGGAUCGAGUCUUCCCAGUUGUAAUGAUCUUCCUGUAAAUGGUCACUGGUCCCUCUCUGGUUCGCGAGCAGCUGACAAGCCAUCCAACACGCCAACGGGAAAAUGGAACCGUCUGACUUCGACGGGGUCUGUGCGUAAGAUCCGCGCUCUCACGCCUGCACAUGUGUGCACACACAUGCCGAAGAGCCGCUUUCUGCCAGUCAGGCUCCUUUAUCGAUGUGUGUGACUUCAGCGCCUGCUAGCAUUCCAGUGACCGUAGCUGUCUGCGGCCUCCCUGGCAGACGUGCGGCAGAGCACUUUGCCUUUGGAAAUGGAAACUUGCACCGUAAGGCCUCAAACUGGGUCUGAACUUGAUGGAGGAGGUUAGGGCCAUCCUGGGGCAACAGGUGGGGGCCAUGGGAGGAAUGUGUGGGUUUGUCAAGAGCCAGGAUCAGAGUCUCCUCCCUAGGAAUCCAGUGAGUGGAAAGGCCCCAGGCUCUGGCUAGUUAAGAGGAACCUGUCACGCAGUGGACUCACCAGUCACUAGCUCACCGACCCAACAGCUAGGCCUCGGGGGGCCUCACGGCGGCCAGACUCGGGGGGGAGAGCGAAUUGCGGUUCCUAAGAAACAUAACUGUGGCCCUCGGAGUCUGUCUGAAAGGGACUGUGACAGUUGUUAAUAAGGCCAUGAAACAAAAUCGAUGGCAUAAAAAAACAAGUUUUAGAGUUCCAGUUGAUAGUGUUUAUUUCACCAUGGAGCUGGAACACUUAACCUGAAAACCGAGCACGAUCCUUGUCACUGCUGCCUGGCGGUCCCCUUGGCGAGUCCGUCUUUAGCCUGGGACUGGGCCUGGGGCAGCACUUGUCUGCCCCACCCCUGCUGGAGGCCGGGCACCUGCCCCAUGGCCACUUUUCUCGGGCUUUAAAGCGACGCACGCAGCUGUGCCGGGGUCCCCAACAGCUCGCCGGCUACAGGGAAGCACCGCGGGCACCCCCACGUGUUCCCCACUCAGAUGAGCCAGCGGGCAGUGCGUUUCUGCUUCCACUCCCCUGGCUCCCAGAGCUGCCCAGGCCCCUUUGGCGGACUCAGCCCAUGCAUCACCCGUGGCCUGAUCUCGGGCCCCGCGUGCUCUGUCACGGCUGACCACACACCAGCUCUUCUCCAGGCACUCGGAGCUGUUUUCACUCAGAGUGGAAAGAAUGCGGCCCGUCAACACGUCUUCUCAAAUCUAAAAGUAGUCCUGAAAGUAAGCGUCCGCAUCGCUGUCCCACGGAAGCUUGCCACAAUUUUAACUUCGUUGAACACACAACUUCAGAAAGCCGGAAAACUACAGAAUUCAGCGACCCUUCAUCACCAAGGAAGGUGGGAGGGAGGGGGGAUUUUUAAAGUUCUUACAAAGGACAGGGAAGCAGGUAGUAAAAGGAAAAAAGCUUGUGCUCAUCGGCAGCUUCGCUUCUCUGGAAACGUCCGUCCUUUGGAAUACCUCCCAUCCUGAACAUCCUGGAAGCGGAGCUCCUGCCAUGCAUUCUGUCAGAUAGGAAUUUGCUUCACAAACAGAUCUGACGUGCCGCCCGGACGUGUUCUCCAUCAGCUGGGAUCGGCGGGCAGCUCUCGGGGUCCUGGCGCCACGGCAUCCACUCUUCACCAGGGCCUGGGGAGGUGCUGCCGAAAACUUGCUUGUGCUGACGCUUCUUACAGUUCAGGUAUUUGUGUGCCGCUUUGUGUCGUCUUUCAUCGCAGGCUCUCGCCCCUUGGGUCAUUCUUGAGAGACGAAGCCCUGUACUGUCCGCUCAGUCAGCGAGCACUACGAUACCUAAAAGGCGUGAGCUCAGACAGGAGACCCCUGAUCCGAGGAGAGAUCUUUCCAUCCACCUGAGAUUGGGUCAAAAGCUAAAGUCCACUGUUCUCAGCACCACGUAGGACAUCGUAGGACGCGUCCCCCGCUCCACAGCUGGCCGCGUCUGCCCAGAGACGGGGUCUGCGGUACUUGGAUGGGGUGCCGUUGCUCUCACACCUGGACGCUUUCAGUGAGGCCGUACUUCCCACGGUGGAAAGUUUCAAUAACAACCAGCCCGAAGUGAGUCUGGUAAAACCACUUGUUUUGGGUUCUUUGUGAGGAAGACAGGACAUAAACACAGUACGAAAACGAACGAUUUCUCUCAAGGGUUGUCGGCUGGAAGAGACCCAGCCUCAUUCUUCUGCCCUUUUGAAAACAAGUUUCGAGUAUUCUGGUUUAUUAAAGGGAAGGGGUCUCCCUUCUUGUCUUUCAGCAGAGGAAUCUGAGCAGAGUACGAGGAAUACCUCAGCACCACCCCAGCCCCACUGUAGGGAGCAAGGACCACCUGCCCCAACACCGCCUGGGCCCCUUCCCCCUAGGUGCCCGCGUGCCUUGUGGAGAGGAGCCCGCCUCACUGGCUUCCAGCUUCUCUGUGUAAAAGCCACUGUUUACUUUCUUCAAAAUAACCUACGUUAUACAGAGUGAGCAGUGUAAAUAUUACUCAGAAAUUACCGCAGGGAUUUUUGUGACAGAGUUGGUAUGGGUUUAAAAAUAUCCCUUCGCAAGCUAGGGAGGACAGCUUUGGGUUCAACACUGAAUGCCACCCAGAGGGACAAGGAAACGUUUCUGACGGGUGAUGCACCUUCUUCAAAGCUUCGGUCACCUCAUGGGCGGUUUUCAGGAGUGCAUGCCAGCAUCUGAAGUAACAGGAGGCCUGCAUCCACGCGCGUUUUCUCUGGAAGAACUCCAUCAUACUCCCGGCCGAGCCAUUCAGAGGCCUCCAGGAAAAGCAGGACCAUGGAGAACGUGGUAGGCACAUCUUCCCCAGAUCUUUCCGUGGCAAUUUCCGGCCUGUAGGGAGACGUCGUGGAAGGCACCGCUCUGGCCCGAGCGGCUGGAUGGGGGGACUCGUGACCCCUCGCCGGGCCGGGCGUCUGCAUGUCCCCCACUCCUAGGUCCUGUGGGAAGUGUCGAGGGUGCAGAGCUGCCAGCGCGGUCCCUUUGCAUCGUGUGUCUGCGUCACUUUGGGGAGGGAACGUGCGGGAAACCGGCUCAUCCGGUGCAUAGGCUGACCCAGGAGGACUCGGAGGUCCCGAGGGUGAAGCACAUGGUCCGUGGGCGUCGGUCGGGGGCUGGUGGGGGAAGGGAGAGCUUCUCGGGAUGCAGUCCGAACACAGGAAGGAAUGAAGUUCUGGAAAAGCAGCGGUCACCGGACACAGUCGGCCUGCCACCCGUCACGUGUCUGUGCCCUUCACAACUAGUUGUAUCACAUAUUUCAGUUUUGUUUUAUAGGAAGCUAGGAAUAGAUUAUAUAAAGAACACUAAAGUCAUUAUUGUGUUAUAAGUUUGUAUCACAAAACCAAUUACGAUGGAUUUUAGGAUUUACCUUUAGUAUUAAUGACUUCUCUACUGACUUACUGCUAGGACUUAAAACCAGUUAAGUGCUAAGAAUUCAUGUGGUUUUCCUAAGUAAUAUUUAUAAAGUGUAAAGUUUCUAAGUGACUCCUCACCAAUUGUAAUUCUUAAUAACUUUUCUCACAAAUACAUUCUUGUGUCAGAGGGAACGUCUCGGUCCAGUGACCAAGGACGACAACGCUAGGCCAAACUGCUGGGGGAGCUGAUACACGAACAAAGUGGAACGUGUAGAUAACUUUCUGCUGUGACAAGUUUGGAAAUAAUCCACAGCAGUGACUUCUGUCACAGCUAAUUAUUGCAACAGUCGGGUGAUAAUGUGUUCAAACAAGCCCGUGUAAUUCUAACUGGGGUUUCAUUCCUGUACUAAUGCUAAGUGGUAACGUUCUCUGAACGUGUGCGGAGGCCACUGGGCUUGGCAGCCCCACUGCCCCCCCCCCCCCCCGCGCUGGGGCGGCCCCAGGGGCUCUGCCGGCGGCGGGGGGGGGGGGGGGGGGGGUGGCGGUGGCAUCUUCUGUCCGGCCACACUGCCCUCCCAAAGAGGUGAGCCCGGUCAGCCAAGCUGCUCGCUCUUCCGACAAUUCAACAUUUUGAUGGUUUCAUUGAGGCUUUUUUAAAAAAAAUAAACCGUUUCUGAACAACUGUUCACAAUUGAAGUGUUCCUUUGUCAAAAUAUUUAUUCCUUUGUGUGACAUGCUAGAUUCCCAUGGAUGCAGCUGAUCGUUUCUACUUUGUAAAUAUUACCUAACUUUACAUAAACUAUAUCAUAAUAAACUAUUUUUGCAUCACCCUG
This is a messenger RNA of Prionailurus viverrinus (fishing cat), 14433 nucleotides long. It is a transcript of the gene MPRIP, whose product is annotated as myosin phosphatase Rho interacting protein. Bases 86 to 7384 code for a protein of 2432 amino acids. Gene Ontology annotation, biological process: actin filament organization. The transcript has 25 exons. NCBI's taxonomy places the organism in Eukaryota, Metazoa, Chordata, Mammalia, Carnivora, Felidae. Gene Ontology annotation, cellular component: actin cytoskeleton. Gene Ontology annotation, molecular function: actin filament binding. The record is from RefSeq and is a predicted model, not a curated record.